UGUCACUGUCACCCAACACUAGCAACCACUGAUCUCAUUUCUCACACGUUAAUUACAAAUUACGAACCUUACGUCUAGUUUCAUCAUCCUCAUUCUCCUGAUUUUUCUAACCAUUAACUUUAAACCACUGAUUCUGUUGUCCUUGUUUAUUCGUCAUUAGAUUUUGUUAUUUCGAUUCAUUGUCAAAACUUCAACCUGUAAUCGUAUAAAUAUAACUUCACCUGAUUAAUGCAACCUAGUUUUUGAGUUUUGAGUUGAGCCACACAAGGCACACAUUCACACACGCACCAACAACCAUGGCUUCUACUUUGUGUUACAAUUCUCUUAACCCUUCAACAACUGCUUUCUCAAGAACCCACUUUUCAGUUCCCUUGAAUAAAGAACUUCCAUUGGAUGCUUCACUUCUUGUUGGCUAUAACUGUCCCCUGGGAUGCAGAACCAGGAAGCAGAGGAGGAAAGUGAUGCUUGUGAAAGGUGCGGUGGUAGAGGCUCCACCAAGUGUUUCACCCUCGUCACAAGGUGGAAGUGGGGCCGCUUCAAAGAAGCAGCUUCGGGUACUUGUUGCUGGUGGAGGGAUUGGAGGGUUGGUCUUUGCGUUGGCUGCGAAGAAAAAGGGGUUUGAUGUGGUGGUGUUUGAGAAGGACCUGAGUGCUAUAAGAGGGGAGGGACAGUAUAGGGGUCCAAUUCAGAUUCAGAGCAAUGCUUUGGCUGCUUUGGAAGCUAUAGAUUCAGAGGUUGCAGAGGAAGUUAUGAGAGUUGGUUGCAUCACCGGUGAUAGAAUCAAUGGACUUGUAGAUGGGGUUUCUGGUUCUUGGUACGUCAAGUUUGAUACAUUCACUCCAGCUGUGGAACGUGGGCUUCCAGUCACAAGGGUUAUUAGUCGAAUGGUUUUACAAGAGAUCCUUGCCCGCGCAGUUGGGGAAGAUAUCAUUAUGAAUGCUAGUAAUGUUGUUAAUUUUGUGGAUGAUGGAAACAAGGUAACAGUAGAACUUGAGAAUGGUCAGAAAUAUGAAGGAGAUAUAUUGGUUGGAGCGGAUGGUAUAUGGUCGAAGGUGAGGAAGCAAUUAUUUGGGCACAAAGAAGCUGUUUACUCUGGCUACACUUGUUACACUGGCAUUGCAGAUUUUGUGCCUGCUGACAUUGAAACUGUUGGAUACCGGGUAUUCUUGGGACACAAACAAUACUUUGUAUCUUCAGAUGUUGGUGCUGGAAAGAUGCAAUGGUAUGCAUUCCACAAAGAACCUCCUGGUGGUGUUGAUGGCCCCAACGGAAAAAAGGAAAGGCUGCUUAAGAUAUUUGAGGGUUGGUGUGAUAAUGCUGUAGAUCUGAUACUUGCCACAGAAGAAGAUGCAAUUCUAAGAAGAGACAUAUAUGACAGGAUACCGACAUUGACAUGGGGAAAGGGUCGUGUGACUUUGCUUGGGGAUUCCGUCCAUGCCAUGCAGCCAAACAUGGGCCAAGGAGGGUGCAUGGCUAUUGAGGACAGUUAUCAACUUGCAUUGGAGUUGGACAAUGCAUGGGAACAAAGUGUUAAAUCAGGGAGUCCAAUUGACAUUGAUUCUUCCCUAAGGAGCUACGAGAGAGAAAGAAAACUACGAGUUGCCAUCAUUCAUGGAAUGGCUAGAAUGGCCGCUCUCAUGGCUUCAACUUACAAGGCAUAUCUGGGUGUUGGUCUUGGCCCUUUAGAAUUUUUGACCAAGUUUCGCAUACCACAUCCUGGAAGAGUUGGAGGAAGGUUUUUCGUUGACAUCAUGAUGCCUUCUAUGUUGAGCUGGGUCUUAGGUGGCAAUAGCUCCAAACUUGAGGGUAGACCACUAAGUUGCAGGCUCUCAGACAAAGCUAAUGAUCAGUUACGCCAAUGGUUUGAAGACGAUGAAGCCCUUGAGCGUGCUAUUAAUGGAGAGUGGAUUUUAAUACCGCAUGGAGAUGGAACAAGUCUUUCAAAGCCUAUAGUUUUAAGUCGAAAUGAGAUGAAACCCUUUAUAAUCGGGAGUGCACCAGCGGAAGAUCAUCCUGGCACUUCAGUUACAAUACCUUCUCCUCAGGUUUCUCCAAGGCAUGCUCGAAUUAACUAUAAGGAUGGUGCCUUCUUCUUGAUUGAUUUACGGAGUGAACAUGGCACCUGGAUCAUUGACAAUGAAGGAAAGCAGUACCGGGUACCCCCUAAUUAUCCUGCUCGCAUUCGCCCAUCUGAGGCUAUUCAGUUUGGUUCUGAGAAGGUUUCAUUUCGUGUUAAGGUGACAAGAUCUGUUCCAAGAAUCUCAGAGAAUGAAAGGCCUCUAACGUUGCAGGAAGCGUGAGUGGUUCUGUUCAGUUGCAGUUUGUAAGUAAUGGAAAAGUUAUACAAAGCAAAUUUACAUUUGUAGAGCACUAUCUGCGUUACUUUAGGGUGGGAUAUUAAACAACGAUCCAGUUAUCUUAAUGUUUAUAUGGACCUUUAAGAGGGAUUGUUGGUUAUAAAUUCGUUACCCCACUAAAAAACUUUUUGUGUAAUAACAUUUGUUAGUUAGAUAGAUUUGUAAAAUGACUGAAACUUGCACCACAUUAAUGUUGAAUGGAGUAAGCAAUGCUAAGCUGAGAAUUUUUUUCACUUUUAA
Messenger RNA from Vigna unguiculata (cowpea), 2597 nucleotides. RefSeq names its product zeaxanthin epoxidase, chloroplastic. Gene Ontology annotation, molecular function: FAD binding; zeaxanthin epoxidase activity; protein binding. Gene Ontology annotation, cellular component: membrane; chloroplast. The record is from RefSeq and is a predicted model, not a curated record. Lineage: Eukaryota; Viridiplantae; Streptophyta; Magnoliopsida; Fabales; Fabaceae. Gene Ontology annotation, biological process: abscisic acid biosynthetic process.